GUAAGGCCCAAGAGCCCAGAGCAAUUCUCGUGGCUGCAACAAUUAGAAGCGUUUGUCUCCCAAAUCUUCGGCUUGUUUCUGCAGCUUCUCUCUCUUACCUUCACUUUCUCCUUAUUCUUCAUUAGAUCCUCAGUUCCCAAUCGACCCUCCAUUUCUGUGAACUGAGAUGGCUGGAGGUGUUAUUCGGCAGUUAUUUAGGAGGAAACUCCAAUCUCAUUCUCCUCAGAAUUCUUCUUUUAAGUCAUUCAUUAUCACAAAGAAAGAUGGUGCUGACUCUAUUGGCAACAACUCCUUAAGAGUGCUUGCAUUAGUUGGAGCUGGUGUCUCAGGGUUUCUAGGUUUUGCAACAACAGCAUUUGCUGAUGAAGCUGAGCAUGGCCUGGCAUGUCCUAGCUAUCCAUGGCCUCAUAAGGGCAUCCUUAGUUCAUAUGAUCAUGCUUCGAUUCGUCGUGGUCAUCAAGUUUAUCAAGAAGUCUGUGCUUCUUGUCAUUCUAUGUCUUUGAUAUCAUACCGUGAUUUGGUUGGUGUUGCUUAUACAGAAGAAGAGGUAAAGGCUAUGGCAGCUGAGAUUGAGGUGGUUGAUGGCCCUAAUGAUGAGGGUGAGAUGUUUACACGCCCUGGUAAACUCAGUGAUCGCUUUCCCCAGCCAUAUGCAAAUGAAGCAGCAGCUAGGUUUGCUAAUGGAGGAGCCUAUCCUCCAGAUCUAAGUCUUGUUACCAAAGCUCGUCACAAUGGUCAGAACUAUGUGUUUGCACUUCUAACUGGUUAUCGUGACCCUCCUGCUGGUGUUUCGAUUAGAGAAGGACUGCACUAUAAUCCUUAUUUUCCUGGCGGGGCUAUUGCUAUGCCUAAAAUGCUUAAUGAUGGUGCUGUUGAAUAUGAAGAUGGUACCCCUGCUACAGAAUCUCAGAUGGGUAAAGACAUUGUAUCAUUCCUGACUUGGGCUGCGGAACCUGAGAUGGAAGAGAGAAAACUGAUGGGAUUCAAAUGGAUAUUUGUUCUAUCACUGGCAUUACUUCAAGCUGCCUAUUACCGUCGGCUUAGGUGGUCCGUUCUAAAGUCUCGCAAGCUGGUUCUUGAUGUUGUCAACUAGCUGCCUUCCAGUUUCAUUUCAUUUUUUACAUCAGGAAAGAUUAUUGUUGACAAUAAUUUUGUCAGAUGCUAAAGUUGUCUCUUCAUGUCAAAUUCAUUGAAGGAGUAACUGAAGCUUGUUCUAUUUUUGUUUGAGAUAGAAAUAAAGCUGCUCCGUGUAUGUGAGAUAUAAUUAUUUUCACUUUUUCUUCCUUCUCAGACCUACGUAUUGUUACAUUCUCCAGGACCCCUGUACUCUUAUUUUUUUUCCCCCUCAAUCUGGAUUAUUCGGUAAUUGACCUGUGAUUUGGGUUUAUUUUGGUUACCUUAUUAUAAGAAAGAGACUAGGCCAAAAGGGUCUUUUUGGAAAUUGGAAACAAGGUUCAUUUUACAUCA
Molecule: messenger RNA, 1467 nt
Organism: Glycine soja
Lineage: Eukaryota; Viridiplantae; Streptophyta; Magnoliopsida; Fabales; Fabaceae
Product: cytochrome c1-2, heme protein, mitochondrial
Exons: 8
Coding region: 167-1093 (308 amino acids)
Biological process (GO): mitochondrial electron transport, ubiquinol to cytochrome c
Molecular function (GO): electron transfer activity; heme binding
Source: RefSeq, a predicted model, not a curated record